Heterotrigona itama is the source of this 5869-nucleotide messenger RNA. The record is from the annotation of a GenBank genome assembly. Lineage: Eukaryota; Metazoa; Arthropoda; Insecta; Hymenoptera; Apidae.
AUGUUCUAUUUUAUAUUUAUAUUUUAAGUGAAAUAAAAAUAUAAAUAAUGAAAAAUUACAUGAAAAAUAAAUGGAAUAUAAUAAUCACCUAAUAUUGUAUUGUUGUAUAAUUACUACUAAAAAUUUAUAAUUAGAGCAGUUUAUCUGAAUGAAACACGUGGCACUAGUUUGAUAUUACUCACACUCACGUGUAUAAUCACGUGUUUAUGGAGCACAACGUAAUUUACAUGUAAUGUAUAAUAUUUAAAAUGAAUGAGAAUAACGAAUCGAAUUUACAAAAACUUUUCGCAGAAUCAUUAAUAAACGAUAAUGUUUUUAUGAUAACAACGACAGUAGACACAGGUUUCGAGUGGCAAGCAGUGGAUGAAUGUAAAGAGAAAUUAGAUAAAAAUGUUAAAAUUAUUAAAGAACGCGGGAAGAUUUAUCUUAAUGUCUUCUGGAAUCAAUUUGCACAAAUACAAGAGAUGAGAUCAAUAGACAAUAUAUUUAUUGUCGCAGAUGUUAGAAAAUUUGAAUUCUCAGGAAUUAGUAAAGAAGCUGAUUUACAAUUAUUUAAAGAUUCUGUACGUAGUGAUAUGAAAUUAGAAAAGGCUUUAAAUGCUUGGAAAAAUAUUACUGGUUUUCAAGGGAAAAUAUAUCCAACUAUUGAUGAAUAUAAUAGAGCAGAAAAAGACUGUAAGCUUUGUAACACAAUUGUUACACCAAUUAGAGGCAAAAAAAGAGGGCAGGAUCCAUCUGACACUGAGAAAGAUGAAAUAUUAAGGUACAGAGUAACAUGUGAAAGGACUGGCAAACAUACAUUUGAAUCAGCAGAGGUUGCCAGAGCUAUUGGAGGAGAAUUGCAAGAUAAAUAUCUGUGGCUUGUAGAUCUAUCUACGUAUUAUUUAGAAGUAGUUUGCAAAGUAAUUAGCAAUGAACUAGUAACACAGUUACGUGUUACACAUGAAUCUAAGCAUCAUAGGAAUAUCGUAAGUUUUGGACCAACUACUCUUAGAGCAACUGUAUGUUAUAAUUUGCUAAGAUUAGCUCAUCCUAAUUUGGGAGACAUAAUAAUUGAUCCAAUGUGUGGUAGUGGUUCCAUUCCAAUUGAGGCAGCUUUAGUAUAUUCUCAAUCUUAUAUUAUUGGAGGAGACAAUCAUCCAAAAGCUGUAUUUAGAACAAAAUCUAACAUUGAGGCAUCUUCUUCUAAAUGUAAAAUUGACUUAUUACAUUGGAAUGUAUCACAACUACCAUUUAAAGAUUCUUUUGUUGACAUUAUUGUUACUGAUAUGCCAUUUGGAAAAAGAAGUGGACGAAUAACAGAUAACAGAACACUUUAUAAAGAAAUUUUGAUAGAAUUAGGACGAAUAAUGAAACCCUUAACAGGACGGAGUGUUUUGCUCACUUAUGACAGACGCAGCUUUAGCACGGCUUUACAAGUAGCUAGAGAUUUAUUCUGUGUAACAAAAACUUUAGGUGUAAACAUAGGUGGUCUUCAAGCUGUAGUUUAUGUGUUAAAACGGACAAAUUUAUCCUAUGAACAAUUUAAACCGAAAUUUGUUAAACACAUAUAUAAAAAGAAAUAAAUUUAAGAAGAAAGAAGUAAAUUUAAAUACCUUUAUAUUACAAAGUUUAUAUUUUGUAAGAGUUUAAUAAAAAGAAGUUUUUAUAUUUCUUAUAAAAAAGCUUUUUAUUAUUUAUUUAAAGUAAUUAAACCUUUGUAUUAAAUAAUAAACUUUAUAAGAAGAACUUUCUUCUACUAGUUUCCAUAUCGUGUCUUUUUCCUUGUAUCAGCCAUUCAUAUUCCCCAUAUUUACUGUCAAAUGUUCCAUGUUGUAAUGAUUUCAAUUUUAAGGUAAAUCUUGGUCCUAACUCUCUCAAUCUGGGUUUACCUCUUUUCAUGUCAAAUUGAUACCUGCAAUGUUAUUUACAUUAGUUAUUUAUAUUAUAUUAUCCACUAUAGCAAUUAUACCUAUGAUGUCUGAAGAAUAUAUAAUCUCUUUGAUUAUGGAAUGUUACUACUCUCCUGCCUUUAAAUUCAGGUUCAUAAUGAAACAGUGCUCCUAACAUUCUACCAAUUGUACAACCCAAGCGAGUAGUGAAAUUGUUUAAAAUAACUUCUGGUCUAUGGUUAGAAAUUUCUUUAUGAUUACGUUUUAAAUCUGUUGUUAACUUAACAUUGCUAAGUUUAAAGUGUGCUGUUGGUCCAUCAGGUAAAUGAAUAAUUAACAUACCGUCUAAGAAGGUUUAUAAGGAAAACAUUAAAUAAAAAUAAUAAUAUGUUUUCUUUAAAUAAUUCAAUUGUUACAAGGAUACUUGGUUUGCACUGAUCUUCAUUAACAAUUACAAUGUCAGUGAAAUUUUUUGCAAUAGCACUUUUUACCAUUUUCUUUACUCCAGAACGAUUUCUAUAUAAAGAGAUAGAAUUUGGUAUUAUUCUCGUUAAUUCUCUUCCAAAAAUUCUAUUCUUUCUUGUUGGAUUGUCACUAAAAGUAAUCAAAACUUUAGGUUCAUAAGCAUGUCUAUAGUAAGCAGCAAAUUCAUCAUGUUCAAAAUCAACUUUAAGUUCUGCAUUCUCUUCAUCAUCGAGAUCACCAGUGACAGUAGUUUCAUCUUUUUCUCUUAAGCUUUCAAUAGUAUGUGGAACUUGUUUUGGGCCACCUUCUUGAAUUCUUUUCUUCUUAGCUUCUUUUUUUGCUUUUGCUUUUUCUUUCAUUAACUUCUGACAUUUCUGAUAACGAACUGCUUUACACUUUAUGUGAUUAAAAUUGCUGUCAGAAGGCAAAAUAACCUCUGAUGUUUUGUGUUCUGAAGUACUUGGUUCUUCUUCAUUUUUCUUUUUCUGAACUUGACUUAAAGGAUUUAUUCGUAAAUUUUUGAGUUUCAUUUCGAUGAAUUGUUUAGUAUAAUUAAUAUACAAAAUUAAUAUUCUGAAUCACGUGUACCCAAGUACUAUACACAUGACUUUUCGAUAGUCAGGUUAUGAUAGGUUAGUCUAGUACAGUUCAUUGCCGCCAACUUUCAAAUAUCACAUGAAAGUUUCAAGGAUAUACACUAUUAUUUUUAUUUUACAUUAAAAAAUUAAAAUAUAUAUUUAUAUAUAUUAAACAUAUAAAUGCCUGUACAUACACGUUGUUUUGACAUAAAAUAUAUUUUUGAUAAUUUUUAUAGAUAUUUUAAUUUAUGUACACUUAAAUGUAAUAUUGGAAUAGAAUUUUUUACACAUAAAGCUUAUUUUUAGUUAAAAUUUAACUGUACAGCUUAUUGAAAUAACUUUAAGAUGUCAUCUUUUAUACACAAAUAUCAGAUAUUAUACUUGGAUAAUUUUAUAUGUAUAAUAAAACACUGUAGGAAUAAACCCUCUUUUCAAAUAUUUUGGUGUUAAAAUGUUUUGGUUAGAAAAAUUUUAAAGUUACCCAUAAUACAAAAAAGACAAAUAUAGAAAACAACACCAAAUAUAAGAUGUAAUAAGCAUGACUUCCUUUGGAUAAACGUAAUACACGUGCAACUGAACUUGUUAAUAAACCACUUGUUCUUUCGAAAUCUUCAUCCUAAUAACAAAAAAAUUCAUUUACAUAUUUUUUAUCUUCAAUUUAUAUCCUAAAGAGAUCUCGAUUAAUACUGAUGAGUUAUUCACCAUUCCACGGAGCAUUUUGUCCUGAUAUUGUACUUCAUUUCCAAUGUCAAUCGACAAUGACUUUAGGGCAUGUAUUUUGUCUUUUAAAUGGUCUGUCAUUCUUUCAUUCUCGUCUUCCAAACCUCCAUGGCUGGAUGUAGUUGGUAAUGGUUCAUAGGCAUAAUCUAUCAAAAAAUAUCAAAUCAUAUUAUAGUAAUUAAAUAUUAUAUUAAACUUUUGACAUUGGUUAACUAACUUGUAUGAGUCCUUCGCAUUUUAUUCUCAAUUUUGAUGGUUAAUCAAGAUACUUCUGCAGCAAAGCUUAUAGUAGAUCUAAAUAACAAUAUAAAAUAUUAGUACAAAGUAACAAAAUAUAAAUUAAAUUAAACAAGUUGCAACUAAUUGCAACAGUUCUAAUUUUAAUUAUAUAUAUUUUUAUAACUAAGUAUAUAUAAUGAUAAACAAAGAAAAGUAUAUAUAAAUAUUUAUUGUUUGUUUUAAUUUUUUACUAUUUUUAAAUGACUUGAUAAAAUAUGACAUGAAUUUCGUAAAUAAGAAUCUAUAUUUUUAAUUCACUUAAAGUUUGAAUGAGAAAGUAACAUGUAGUAUGGAUAAAUUUCUUUUUAGUCAAUAUUGUAUAUCCAUAAAAUUAAUGAAAAUAUUUUAGCUAUUUUCAUAUAUAGCAUUAAAAAUAUGUCAUUAAAAAUAUAAUUAUAAACAAUGCAAAAAGAACUGUCAAUGAAGCAAUCAUACCAUGCGACUCCGACACACGUUAUGUUACGAUAUGUGAUAUAUGUCAACGUCACAUUAUGAUGUGUAUUCAGGAUUACCAACUUUACAAUUGGAACGAUCACUUCGAAGGAUAAUUUUGUUAAAUAUAAUGGAAAUUAUUUUGAGAAAUAAUUUAUAUAGCUGUACUUCAUUACGUACUAUUAGAUUAAAUAAAUUAAAUUCAUUCAAUUGGUGAAAUUUAAAUCUAGUUAAAAGAACUUAAAAUUGAAAUCUGUUUAUUAAACUGACGUUUAAAAAAUAAAAUUAUGUACCCUUUGCUAAAUCAAUUAUUUAACAGAUGAGAAGAAUUAAAAAGUGGAGUUUUUUAUAUUUUGUUCCAAGUUAGACAAUGUUACAGAAUGACAUACGAAAUGCGCGCGCAAUGAUUACAGCGCUAAUUCAAUGAUAUGUAAUACACUUGUGCGAUAGUGAAUUUUAAUCGAUAUUUUUUGCGAUCGAUCUAUAGUAUUGUAAUGUAACGUACAAUUGUUAGUUUUUGGCGGAAAGUGCAGAAAGAACGAGUUAGAGCGAUAAAUUGUCAGGUAAAGACUGAAUUAGUAGUUUUUAGAUUUAUGUUCGCAUUAUUGUACGUGUCUAUGAUUUAGUACACUAAAUAUUUAAUUUAUUUAAUAUAAAUUUUCUUUUUUUCUUUUAUGAGAGGAAAAGAAAAUUUAUAUUUUUGGUUGUAUUUUGGUUACCACAUAGCUCGUAUUACCCAUGAGCUUUCAAAAUAUUUCAUCUUGAUUAUUGUCUCAUUUUUAUAUAAUUUACUCCUUUUAUACUUUUAUUUGAAUAUUUUAAUGUUCUUUUAUACAGAUUAUUGGUUGGUUGAGAAGAAAAUUUCGAAACAUGAGGAGAAAAUCAUGAAAUUUAAAAACGCGCUACGGUGAAUAAUGAUGAAUUUAAUAGUUUUUCAUAUAGUAAUAUCUGAUUUAUUUUAAUGAAAGCUGACGUAUUUAUACGUUUAUAUUCUCUAACUUUUCAAAAUAAUUUAUAUUAUUUUUGGAACAAUUUUAUAUCGUUUUCGGUACAGGUUUGAACACAUCCUGCGCAUCGUUUCUUCUGCGCAGCUUCGUUUAACUGACUAAAAUAGACCGCCAUAUUAGAAUCUUUAUAUAUUAUUCCAAUUACUUUGAUUACUUGUAUUACGCUUUCAAUCAUUAUUAAUUAAAAUUUUACGUUAGAAUCUUGAUUCUUAUAAUAAUUGAAGUACAUUAGAAUUUUAAUUUUCUUUAUUAUUAGUCUUUUUUAAAUUAAAUUGUAAUAAUUUGUAUUUUAUUAAAGGUUUUUUUUUACCUCUUCCUUUUCUUCUUUGCCUGUGAGAAGGACAUAAUGGAACAGGAAGCAAAAAAUGUGAGUAACUUUAUAUUUUACUUUAUACUUUAUUCAAUUCUCUUCAUUGUAUUAUUUGUUAUAUUUUUUUUUAUCUGAUUUGCUAAAUUCAAAUUUUCUUGGAACUAAUAAGAAAUAUUUAAAUAAUUAUAAUAUUAUAGUAAAUAUUAA